AUGUCCCAGAGGACGGUCGUCGCGGCGUGCAGGCGGCGGGCACGCUGGAAGGGCACUCGGACUCGCGCGCUGGACCGCACCGCGCGCCUGUGGCUGCCUCGCGCCGGCGCCUGCCUGCACGUGCUGCACGCGCACGCGCGCUACCUCACCUGCAUAGCGCUGGCAGCAGACCUACGAUACAUGGUCACCGGUUCUAAUGACAAAACAGUGCGCAUGUGGUCGCUGGGGGCGCUCACUGUAGACGGCGAGCUGGAACCACCCUGCGACCCUUACGCUCACUUCGCUCUCGGCGACUUAGAGGGUAUCGGCCCAGUAGAUGAAGAUGGCUUGGAUGACGCAGCGAUAGGUACGGACAGCCUGGAGGAAGGUGGCCCCCAGCGAGUGUGGCGGUACGAGGCGCACGCUGCUCCCAUCAACUGCAUCGCCGUGCACGACGACUUGAUAGCUACUGCAUCCAGCGAUGGACUGGUGAAGAUAUUCCGCUGGAUUGAGACACUGGAAACAGCAUCGUUGGAGCACUCCCUGGAGGCGCACGAGUACCCGGCGCUCGCGUGCGACUUCGGCGCUGGUGGGGCCGUGCUACUAAGCGCGGGGCUUGAUGGCUGCGCGCGGCUAUGGGAUGUUAAGUCUGGUUGCCUGCUGCGCUCGCUGUCGGUUCCGACGCGCGGCGGUGGCGGCGGGGACGUGGGCGGCGGGGGCGGGCGGGGGAGGGGGAGGGGGGGGAGGGGGAGGGGGAGUGCGCGGCGCGCGGGUGUCGGCGCACCGGCCGGCGCUGCUGCUGCUGGCGACCGACGACGGACUCGCGCCGCUGUGGAGCCUCGCCGGCGCCGACCCGCUGCCGGCCUACCUGUACGCGUCCCACACGGAGGCGGCGACGUGUUGCGCGUGGUCGAGCGACGGGCGCGUGCUGGCCGCGGGCGCGGGCGGCGACCUCGUGCUGCGCGCGCCCCCGCCCCGACCCAGGGACCUGCACACGCAACAGAACGCGCAUGAAGAGGGAGUGCAGAGUUGUGAUUUCGCACCUUGUGGCAGCGUGGAGAUGCCAGAAGGAUCAUACUUAAUCGCUACCGCUGGUUCUGAUUCACUGCUCAAGUUAUGGAUAGUCGAACUCGAUGAGGAGGCGAUAGAAGCACGCGUUAGGCUCGCUUGCGCCGUGCUGGCGCACGGUGGCGGCGCUUCGUGCGUGCGGUGGGGCGCGGGCGGGGGCGGGGGCGGCCUGCUAGCGUCCGCGGGCGGCGACCAGUGGGCGCGCGUGUGGCGCGCUGAGGCCGGCGCCGGCGGGUGGGAGCUGCGGCCCCUCGCUGCGGUGCCGGCGGGGGGCGCCGGCGGGGGCGGGGGCGCGGUGGGCCUCCUGCCGGGCUCGCUGGCCGUGGGCUCGCUCACCGGGGAGCUGGCACUGUGGCGGCUCCCGGACGGAGACCGCGCUCCGGACGCCGAGGACGACGAGUUGCCGCAGUUCUGGGACGAGGAGGGAGUGGCGCGCUGGCUGCGCGAGUAUAUCGUGCGGGUGCCAGGUGUACCCGGUGCUCUGGGGCCCGAAGUGGAAGUGAAGUUAAUAAAACGCGCGCGCGAUGAAGGCGUGAUGGGGUCGCGACUACUCGACGACCCUGUUGAAGAGCUGCUUUCUGUAUUCGGAUACGGUGAUGAUGAGAUGGAAGAGGAAGUGGCAACAGAGAUACGAACACGCCUCGUCGAAGAACUGCAUUGGUUGCGACAACCGCCGCCACCUGCGCGACUGGCGUGGAGCGCACCGCACGGGUUGCUGUGCCCCGUGUCGCACCGCGUGGUGGAGGGCGCGGGGUGCGCGCGCGCCUCCGACGGGCGCACGUACGCGCGCGCCGCGCUGCGCGAGCUCACGCUGGCGGCUGGCGGCCCCGCGCGCCCGCUGCGGAGCGCUCGCGUAGCGCCCAACUACCGCCACAGCGAAGUCCUGCGCGUUUAUCUACGCGAUCAUGCCGACAGUUCUGAUAUCUAAUUAUAAUUUUUUUUCGUGUCCUUCCGCUUCCGAGGGAACGCAAUGGAGGUAUGCGGGACUCCUCCCUGCUCGUUUCGGCAGCCCCUGAGCUGGAUGGAAUAAACACCCCCCUCCCCUAAUGCCCAAAACAGGUGGUCCCCUUAAAACCGGACGAUACUCCUGCCCCGGUCAUCCGACAAGCAUUGUGAGACCGAGGUCCCCC
Molecule: messenger RNA, 2177 nt
Organism: Chilo suppressalis (striped riceborer)
Lineage: Eukaryota; Metazoa; Arthropoda; Insecta; Lepidoptera; Crambidae
Source: the annotation of a GenBank genome assembly